Messenger RNA from Salmo salar (Atlantic salmon), 9854 nucleotides. RefSeq names its product rho-related BTB domain-containing protein 2. Lineage: Eukaryota; Metazoa; Chordata; Actinopteri; Salmoniformes; Salmonidae. Gene Ontology annotation, molecular function: GTP binding; protein binding; GTPase activity. The record is from RefSeq and is a predicted model, not a curated record. Gene Ontology annotation, biological process: small GTPase-mediated signal transduction.
GUGUUUGUCAAGGGCUACAACGAAACUGUGUAAUGCCGGCGGGGUACUUGAGGACCUGCGUUGGGAAACACUGCAGUAGAGAAGGCUUUUUAGGUAGUUCAUUUAAAUGUUGGUCCUAAUUCCCACCUUUAAUGACAACAUUUUCCUCAAGAGGUCAAAGGUCAUCUUCCUCAGGUCCUGUUUGAUUUCAUUAAAGAAGGUUAUUAGUAGCAUACAGUGUGAGGGCCUUUCUGUUCUUGUAUGUAUCAUUAGUCAAGCACCUACAUUUUGGACUAUGUCUACAUAAGUGUGUAUGACCACAGGUGUUUUAAUUUGAAUGUUGGACAAGGUUAUAGUGUUUGAUCAAACAUUGGACAUGUAGGUUCGAGACCACUCAGAUAUAAUGGCAACCUGUUCUUCCUUGAUUUACUAUGAAUCGGAUGAGCACAUUGUCAAUAUUGGGCCAAAUUCAGCACUAUCAUGAAUAGGCCAAAGGCUAAGGGUCACUUUUAUUAUCGUAACCAUAGUAAUGACCUUAUGACCUGUUGAUGCCAAAAUUAACAUCCUACAGGACACAUUGUCUGGUCACAAUGUAUGGGUAGUUAAGUGUUAAAUCUAUGCCCUUAUAAUGAAAAUACAAAGUAAUGCAUUCCGUUAGAUUCUUUUUUAUUUUGGGCAUUUAUUCCCAUGUGGCAAAGCUUAACAUUCCAGGCAUUGAAUUCCCAGACGUUCUGUCCAUGGCAAAGAAUGGCUAAUUGAUUAUACAGGUGGGGAGGCUUACCUUUCUCAUCUACAGUGCUAUCUAUAGUAUGUGCUCCUAUAUUUACAGCGGCGGCUGAGCACAUGACUGUUGGUGUCACUGUGUUUGGUAUGUAGUUGCCAUGCCAUUGAACUUACAUAACUAGCCUCACAGUGAUGUUUGGCAAACAUUUAGCUGAAUUUGAAAUGUUUUUCUGUUGUUUUUGGUGAGUGAAGUACCCUAUAGUAAUUUGGUUAGCUGGCAAUAUUAGAUAAAGUAACGCGACAUCAAGAACUGUGUAAUAGACUGUGUCAAAUAUUUCAAAAUGAUAGAUGUUCAACCUGACUGUUUACAUCUACAGUGUGCGUGAAAAGACACAGGUGUGGCAUUGCUGUUCAUAAAGCAGAAAGACAGAAGUGGAGUGUUUCUCGUUAACGGGACGAGGAAACUGCUUCGGGGCGGUAACAGGAAGAGCACAGCGGCUUACCAUUGGCUCCCAUCCAUCCCGAUCUCAUGACGCAGACCCAUGGGGGUGUGCUUUAGGAGAAAUCAGCUGGAGAAACAAUAACACAGACGGCUGCCUCAUAGGUGGCACAGUUAGAACUAGCAAUGGUUAAUAUUUCACCAAAUAUCAGCAGUUUUAGGUAAAAGCUCAGAGUUAGUGCUUUAGCUGGAUGCAAAUCAGUUAGUGAGCAGCCUGCAUUCAUUGUAAGAGAACAGCGAGAAGAAGGAAGAUGCUAUCUUUGUGACAGCGCUGAGUUUUUGGGCAACAUUCACACUAACGUUAGUUCUCUCAAGGCUCUUGAGUUAGUUGCCAACUAACUCUUCCUCCCUCCACUCCUCUCCCGUGCUCGGUCCAACUACGCGCGGAGUGGCAUGUGGGUCAAUACCGGAACAGUCGGAAGGGCCCUCUCCAUGGAUAUAGACACAGACUAUGAGCGGCCCAAUGUGGAAACCAUUAAAUGUGUUGUGGUAGGGGACAACGCGGUGGGCAAGACUAGGCUCAUCUGUGCCCGCGCCUGCAAUGCCACCCUCACACAGUACCAGCUGCUCGCCACCCACGUGCCAACUGUCUGGGCCAUUGACCAGUACCGUGUGUGCCAGGAGGUGUUGGAGAGGUCACGGGAUGUUGUGGAUGAGGUCAGUGUGUCCCUGAGACUAUGGGACACCUUCGGUGACCAUCACAAAGACAGACGCUUCGCGUAUGGCAGGUCUGACGUGGUGGUGCUGUGUUUCUCCCUGGCCAACCCCAACUCCCUGCGCCACGUCCGUACCAUGUGGUACCCUGAGAUUAAGCACUUCUGCCCCCGCACCCCUAUCAUCCUGGUGGGCUGCCAGCUGGACCUGCGCUACGCCGACCUGGAGGCUGUCAACCGCGCCCGCAGACCCCUAGCCAAACCCAUCAAGCCUACAGACAUUCUACCUCCAGAGAGAGGCCACGAGGUGGCAAAGGAGCUGGGCAUUCCCUACUUCGAGACCAGCAUCGUGGCCCAAUUUGGGGUAAAGGAUGUGUUCGACAAUGCUAUCCGUUCUGCCCUUAUCUCCCGCCGCCACCUCCAGUUCUGGAAGUCCCACCUGAAGAGAGUCCAGCGGCCCCUCCUCCAGGCCCCGUUCCUGCCCCCCCGUCCCCCUCGCCCUGUGGUUGGCAUCCCCGACCCCCCUCCCAUCGACGGAGAGGCCCCUGACUCCCUCUUCUGCCAGUCGCUGUGCGCCGACGUUCUCUUCCUCCUCCAGGGCGGUGCCACACGCGUCUUCGCACACAAAGUCUACCUGGCCACAUCCUGCUCCAAGUUCUAUGACCUCUUCACCCUGGACCUGCUGGCUACUGAGUCAGAUUGGGAGGGAGAGGAGCGAGCCGAGAGCGGGGAGGAGGACGAGCAGAGCAGGAGAGGGGCCAAAGAGCAGGCGGGGCGCACUAAGAGCUUGGACAUCGAUAAGGAGGGGGAGGGGGGUGCCAGGGGACUCAAACGGCCACCCAUCCUCCAGCAGGGCUCCCUGAGAACUUCCAAAAGUGAUAACGCUCUCCCAGCCAGGAGCCAGUGCCCUCUGGGGCCCCUGGGAGCCGGCCGUGGCCUCUCGGGAUGGGAGAGGGGCUUCCUGAGUGUGUACUUGGAGCACAUAGCUGACCCUGAGACGGGGCGACUUCGCCUCAUGACCGUGGUCUCCAUGGACAGCCUCAUACAGGAAGAACCCUUCCAGGCGGUGCUGCAGUACCUGUACACAGGCAGUCUGGACGAGAGCCGAGGGGACCUGAUGCAGGUGGCCACCAUCGCCGAGCUGCUGGAGGUGUUUGACCUGAGGAUGAUGGUGGCCAACGUGCUGAACCGUGAAAGCUUCAUGAACCAGGAGAUCACCAAGGCCUUCCAUGUUCGCCGAGCCAACCGCAUCAAAGAGUGCCUCAACAAGGGCACCUUCGCCGAUGUGGUGUUCCACCUGGACGAUGGGUACCUGCCGGCCCACAAGCCCCUGCUCAUCUCCAGCUGCGACUGGAUGGCGGCCAUGUUCCGGGGAUCCUUCAUGGAGAGCUACAUCGAGGAGGUGUCCAUCCCUGACACCAGUAGCUCCUGUAUGCGUGCAGUGUUGGAGUUCAUGUACUGUGGGCUGCUUUCGCCCUGUCCUGACCUGGAGCCUAUUGAGCUUAUCGUCCUAUCCAACCGGCUGUGUCUGCCACGCCUUGUUGCCCUCACAGAGCAGCAUGCUGUGAAUGAGCUGCUCCAGUGGUCGAUGAAGGGAGUGGACAUCGACGGACAGGUGCUGGCUUACCUGGAGUUGGCUCAGUUCCACAAUGCCAAGCAGUUGUCUGCCUGGUGUCUCCAUCACAUCUGCACCAACUACAACAGCGUCUGUCGCAAGUUCCCUAAAGACAUGAAGGUCAUGUCUCCAGAAAACCAGAGGCACUUUGAGAAGCAGCGGUGGCCUCCAGUGUGGUUCCUGAAGGAGGAGGACCGCUACCUGCGCUCUCAGAAGGAGCGCGAGCGUGAGGAGGAGAUCCUACGCAAGCUGCGCACCAAGAGAGGCUGGUGCUUCUCGAGUCACCCGUCCUCCUCGCCCCAUGUCUCCUGAGGCUGUCACCCCUCCAUGACUCCUCCUGCUUCUGACCUCUCACCCCUCACCCCAGACUGAGGAAGCCAGCUAUGAGUCUACCACCUCUCCAUGACGGGAGAGCGAAGUCUCCCUUCUGUACGAUUGUGUGUGGGUGUGGGUGGGUGGGUAUAGACCAGGCUUGGGCAGUUCUCUGUGCCCAAGAUGGUUUCACCUCGCUGGGCCUCAGUGACAAGUCCAGUGUUGCCUCCUCCCCCUGAGAUCCACCCACCAGCCUGGGGGUGACGAGACUGGGAACAAAAGGGCUCUCUCUCUCUCUGCCCCUCAGUCACACAGAAGCUAAAGACCAUUCCACAGACCACUGCUAAGACUCCCCUAUGGGGAGGUUACCACUGCCUUCACGUCUAUUAGACUGUUAGCACACUGGACAAGACCAGCAGCCAUGGGGCGCCAGCUCUGCUUCAACACACAUGGAAGGAUGCUUUCUUUGGUUUUAUUUCGCUUAGGGAUUUGAAAUUAGAGUAGAGCCCAUCCCAGAGUUGGGUGUUUUGCCUCAGAGUCUCUGACCACCACCUAUGCCUGUCUGACUUCUCUCCCACAUACUUUGUCCUCCACUUUGGACAGGUUUGACACCAUUUUGUUUUCUCCCGGGUUUCAUCCCAGUGAAGCUCCAUGUUGGAGGUUUGAAUCCCAAAUGUUGCCCUAGACUGUUCUAGAAUCAGCUGUGCAAGGGAGGGGCAGUAGACGUGGUAGUCUGGGUUUAGGUACCAGCUCAAGCAAAGGUGGUGGUUUGUGGUUCAAGCACCCAUCGUGAUCCCCCACAUAACACCAAGAGGAGAGGCCAACAGUGCUUAACAAAUCCCCCUCAAUGACAUUCAAAGUGAACACUUGAUAGCAAUUCUGGAUCAGAGGGCUAUUUUAUACCACUGCCAUGGGAGGGAGUAAGAAGCCGAACUGAACAGAUUUCUUCUUGCUCUGUCUUAAUUGACCACUAGGGUGCCCCUCAGCCAGCUUGCCUUAACUCCCCCAUACCACAGGGGGCAGCACUGCUCAGGGUUCCAUCAUCAACCCUCACCGCGAGCAAACAGGAGUUUUCUCCCCUGCCUGCAUAUAUCCUUAAUUCUAGUUUCUUUUAACUUUAUUUUAUUACAGCUGUAUUUUAAAGUCAACUGUAGUCUUUUGUCCUCACUGAGUGUUGAAAGCACAUGUAUUAUACCAAAAAAUGAAGCUGUGACAUGUUCUCUCCCUCCUGUCUCCUUGCCAUCCUCUCCUUGCCUCCUCCAUAACAUGGCAAAUAUGGGGAGGAAGGGAAUAAGGUAUUAGGAAUAGAGGAAGAUAACUUUUUCAUCCCCCUCUCAGCAUGUUUUUAUAAAGCUGCAAUGUCAGGUAAAACCCAGGUGUCACUGCAGGACUUCUACUCCUUUAGCUGGAAUUGAAAAUGGUGCUCAGGAUGUCCACUAAAAAGACAGUAUGUUUAUGACACACAGAGUUAAACAUACAUACAUGCACACACACAAUUUACACUUGUACCUGUCUUUUCGGUCCACUAUUUUUUGGGGGUUUAUGUCUGCCCAGUCCAUCAUCAGUGUUAAUAUACGGAAAUCUUUCAAUCUACACAUAUAGUGUUACAUUCAGAUGUGAUUCACUAGGGUUAUUUUUUUCUUAUUCAACGGUGUCUAAUAGACUACGUUAGUGAAUAUAUUCAUAGUAUUAUGAAUUUCAAUGUUGGUCUUUUCAGUGUGAGUAGAGCUACGCUUUAAAGUUGAAUCUUUCCAUUUAUUUAACUACAUGCUGUAGUUUUCAAUGCUGUAUUAGACCAAAUAUUUCACUUGCUUUCAAUCUCUUGCGCUGCAGAGUGCAUUUCUGUUUUCAUUGUGAGGGAGUGUGCUGCUUCAAUCAUUUGUUAACAAACGGAAUGUGUAGUUCUGUCUUUUAGUUGAAUGCUAUGGAGUUGGAUUUUGGACUGCUGAGAACAUCUUAAUAACCCACUGCACCUUCAAGACCUUAAUUAAUCCAAGAUAUUGUGUAUUACAACAGGCAUGUUGGAAGAAGAAAACAAUAACUAACAAAGCAUUAUUACUGUAUUUUAUUGCCUUCUUUUUGCACAAAAGUGGUAGUUAUGUGAAAAAAGAAGACUUUGUCACACGUUUUUCUUUACCACCUUUGUUCUAUUUGUGGGUUUGAGAUUUCCACCCCCGGCUUUACCCAGGUGACUGUGGGAGAUAGAUGGAUGGCGUGAAACGUAGCUCUUUUUUUUUUAGCUUUUCUUCACGGGAUGCGUGUCCUAGUCAUCAACAGCUACUGAAAUAGCUAUGCGAUAGGAUCUCACGAGACCCAAGUGAGAAUUGGGCUGAUUUUACCCCCAAAAAAGAUUUGAAUUGGAACACUGAAAUAGUCCUUACGCCCCUAUUUCGGACUAGGAUAUUGGAACAUUAAUCUGGGGUUGACAUGGGGACAUAGAGAUAUUUGACUUCCAUGACACCUUUCAAUGCCCCAAGGAUGAGCUAUUAAAGUUGUCUUACUAAUGGUAGACAUGCCCUACAAAGCCUUCCCUCAUGGAAGUGCACAUCCACUAUUAGGAAGUGGAGUAUACUCAAAAUAUACAGUGUAAGGUAGUGGUAUACAGUUGCAGACAGGUUCUGGAAAGGAUAAUAGUAGAGCUGAUUGAUUCAGUCUCUGGUAAUGCUUACACGCCCAGUCUCACCCACCCAGGCCAGAGAGGCAGGCCUCUCCCUCGUCUUCCUCCCACGUCGGAUUCUCCCUCCGGGGCUGCAGAGCCCAGCGCUGCUCCUGGAGAGUCUCUGGGUCUUCGGGUGGUCAGUGAAAACACAGGCCUUAAGUUAGUAGGUGAAGGGGCUGUCAGUAUUGUAAGUUCUCUCAGUCUGUUUCUGUUUGGGAAACUGAUUUAGUCUGCCACUACAAACCAGCAGAUUACCCUCUGUAAUGCCCUAGAGACCAAGGUUUAGACACCUGUGAUCUAGGGGAUGCUAAAGCUUACUAUGAGAAUACUGGUUGCCUUGUGUGAAUGCUGUUCAACACUUGUGGGAUGUGGUUAUUAUUUCUGCGUCAUGGCCUAAUUUUGGUACUGUAAUGGCACUUUUCUCAGAUUUUCAUUAUCGGAUUGCACUUUCCUUCCUUUUGUGUCUUUUUAGCCGUGACUUUUUGUGCUUGCAUGGACAAUUCUUUAACAAGGUUGUUUUAAAAAUGUGAUAUUUUGUAGCACGGGGAUCUUCCUUUCUCCCUUAACUGUCCAUGUGGCUUUCUGGGCUUUAUUGAGUGUGUAUCUCUCUCAUCAUGCUCACAUACAAAGGUAAACUGGGCUCAGCUGUCUAUUACGUGUGAAGCCUCUCAAGUCAAUCAUAAUAAUUGUAAUUGUACAUAAUAUUAUCCUCAUACGUUCAGUUGUCUUGAGAACAGCCUAAAUGUAACAUCGUUGGGAUCUCAGAAUAGCAUUGAGGGUACACAGGAAUAUGUGUACAUGUCAAUAACUAAUGACAAUAGUUAUUGACAUUAGCAAGAUGUGUUGCUUCUUGUACAGUGUUAAAGCAGUAUUUUACCAGGUGUGGGACCAUGGUUUCUCCAGGAUUUGACAUCUCUGGUGCUAGUACAGUACAUAGUUUGUACUCACGUUCUAACACUAUAUGAAUUCAUAGACCUUGGGAAUGUCCUAUUUAGAAAUCGGACAGCCUUGGGAGCUACAGUGAGAGGAAUGUUUUGAUUGGGCUGAAAUGCAUGGAAACAAAUUACGAAGUUAAUCUUUGGCUUUGAACAGCCAUCAAUAUUUGACCCACAUUGCCCCCUAUUAGCCCAAUUCUGUAACUAUAAUUUGAAACAUAACAUUAAGUCCAUACUCUUUUGAUGUCACUUUCACAUCACCUUCAUUUGUAUCAGCUCAAGAGUGUGGUAUUGGCCAAAGAAAACAUAAGUAUCGCUGAGAAUUUGAAGAAUAUUUUCGAACAUGCCGCUUAUUGACAGAGGAGAACCCCUUGUUGUUGUUGUUGUUGUUGUUGUUGUUGUUGUUGUUGUUUGCCCCUAGUCUGGCGUCUCCUGUGCCUUUUGAGAUAACCUCAUGCUGUUACCUGUCUCCCUGAGCCCUCUUGUAGAGCCCCUAGCGGUCAAACGGGGAAAUGGUUCCAAUCGUUUUUUCCACCAUUCAUUUUUCUGUUAGGGAAUUUUAGAAACACUUAAAAUACCGUCUGUGUUUCAUUUAGGCUUACCCUGGCUUGGGGUUUUGAUAACCAUGUAAAUAUCUGUCGGACAAGGUAACUUUUAUCAAUAUAUUUAGCUCUAUUUACUCUCAGAUUCGAAAAUUCGAAUUAGCAUCAAAGUAGACAUCAUGCAAGUCUACAAAUCCCUGCAAGCUCAUGCACGUCAUCUGUAACUGACAGCUUUGCUAACUGGUUUUGUGUCAAUUUAAAACAUUCACAAGGCAGUUUACAUAAUUGUCAAUUUAAAUAAAUGUUGACAAUUUAUUUAUUAUUACAUUUAGCUAACAUUAGAUAGUUAAUCCAGAUAUUCUUACCUUUGCCUCGAUUCGGCAGUCUCGCCCAGAUCAUCAAAAGCAUUUGUAGUUCUUUAUGAUAGCCACAAAUUAGCAUUUUAUUUUUGGGGGGGUAAAUACAGGCAAAUAUAUUGAUAAAAGUCACAUUGUCCUAGAGAUUUACACGAAACACAGCCCUUAUUUGAAGUGUUUCUAAAAUCUACGGUAAAAAUGAAUGGUGGAAAAACGAUUAUGACUCAUACCAUGGUACUCUAUAGGCUUACUGUACACAUGAGGAGGGGCCUCCAAACCACUGGGUUCAGGUUGGCACCCACCAUGCAGGCUAAAAACACAUGCGCACACACAUUUGACCAGGCAGGUUUCCUCCUUGUCUUUUAGUGCCUGUGGAUUGACCAAUGAUUCCGCCAUCCUAAGCUGUGUACCAAAGGGGCUAUGCUGUUGAGGCCUACAGUAGUCUACAGUAGCUGUGGGGUACACAGUGCAUAAGGCCCCUGACUUGGAGCUUUACAAAUAUGUCACCCAAACCUUGUCGUCACAUCAUCCAUACCAAGCUAGGCUGUAGAUACUAAAUUGUUGAGAAGACAUUGAGAACCAACAGAUUUCAGAUUCAUGAACAAACUGAUCUUUUGCACUUGGCCGUCUGUCAAGGCAUGCACUUUGUCUAUUAUGUAGCCUUAAGUUUACACCGUGUGUGUACUAAGGGAUUAUUAAACCAAGUUUUACCAGCUUGCCUCAGCAGUCACAAAUGGCUUCAACCCAACUCUGGCUCCUGCUCUCUCUCUCUCUCGCUCUCUCUCUCUCCCUCUCCCCUUGUGGCAGAGAUGGCACUAGUGUAGAACUGGGCUAUUCAUUAGAGAUGUAGUGAACCUUCCCAAGGUGUAGGGCGGGGAGUCCCACUAGUAAAGGAGACAGUACCACAAAAUGUGAUGUUGAGCACUACAGUGUCUACCAUUUUUUUACACAAAAUGGCGAAACUGCUCCUCUGCUGCAAUGAUACUCUACUGUUAAUUUUGUAAACCUGAUCUCCACUUGUUUGACCCGCGUUCACUUGCUAGUCGGAACUCGGAAACUCCGAAAUUUCCGACUUGCUAACUUGUUGAACGGGGCAAGUGUAUAACUACAACCAGUUAGCAAGUCGCACAUUUCAGAGUUUUAAUAGUUCCAAUUGGCACAUGAAUGCGUCAUUAACCCAGGACAGAGAGAGCUGGGAGGGGGAGGGACAGAAGCCUUAGUAGGUUGUAGGGGUAUCUCUGCUCUGUGACAUUUUCAGUGUGACUUAUACAUAGUAUUAAUAUGCACUUUUGUUUCCCUCUUCUCGUUUCAAAUGAAUAUUGAUAUUAACUGCUUGUGUUAAUAUGUUUAUGAAACUGAAAAAGCACACAGACACACACAACACACCACAUACACACAAUAUUAAGGGCUUUUUUAAAAGACAACAAUCAGAAUGUUUUGCUGCUUUUGCAAAAAUGUUUUGAAUAAUCCUAUUUGUUAACCACUGAUUUGUAAAAAAAAAGGAAGCAAAAUAUUUUUUUGGGGCCGUUUCAGUAUUUUAAUGUUUCACCUGGCUUUUAAUUAAACCCUAAGUAAAUAUUA